Messenger RNA from Rubroshorea leprosula, 1372 nucleotides. NCBI's taxonomy places the organism in Eukaryota, Viridiplantae, Streptophyta, Magnoliopsida, Malvales, Dipterocarpaceae. The record is from the annotation of a GenBank genome assembly.
UUUUCCAACAUCAAUCCCUCCUGUCUUUUGGCUCUUUCUGUUUCCAAUCAAAGGGACGAUGGGGAGAUCACCUUGCUGCGACGAGAAUGGCCUCAAAAAGGGACCUUGGACACCAGAGGAGGAUCGGAAGCUUGUGGAUUAUAUACAGAAGCAUGGACAUGGAAGCUGGAGAGCUCUUCCCAAGCUCGCCGGGUUGAAUAGGUGUGGGAAGAGUUGCAGGCUCAGGUGGACUAAUUAUCUCCGGCCCGAUAUCAAGAGAGGAAAGUUUUCCGAGGAGGAAGAGCAAACCAUCAUCAACCUCCACGCCGUUCUCGGAAAUAAGUGGUCGGCGAUAGCAACUCAUCUUCCGGGGAGGACAGAUAAUGAAAUCAAGAAUUUCUGGAAUACCCAUCUGAAGAAAAAGCUUCUGCAAAUGGGAAUUGAUCCGGUGACUCACCGGCCGAGAACCGACCUGAAUAUUUUGGCCAACCUUCCACAGUUGCUCGCUGCUGCCAACUUCAGCAACCUGAUGAGCAUGCCUUUGGAUAAUGCUCUUAGACUACAAUCUGACGCCACCCAACUGGGACUGGCCAAAAUUCAGAUGCUGCACAAUCUCCUGGAGGUACUAAGCACUAAUCCUUCAUCUAUGGAAGCCAUGAACUUUCUAGGAUCAUCGACUCUGAGGGAUCAUCAGCAGCAGUUUGAGUUCCUCCGUAUGAACACUCAGUUUGAAGGAAAUGGGAAUUUCCCAUUUGGAUUCAAUCCACAGGACCUGACUCAAAUACACUCAAGUUUUCCAAACAUAGAGGCUGUUGGCCCUGAAUACGAUCCACAAAUGAAGGACUCAAAGCUUUAUUCCAGCAAUAAUGACAACAAUGAUUAUCAGUUUGCUUCUUCUUCUUCAUGUGCUAUGCCGGUUUCAAAUCCACCACUGCCGGCACUAGUUCCGGCCUCGCCGGGGCAACAUAGCACCUUAAAUCAGAUUGAAAAAAAUAAGAAUAUCAAGACAAAUGAUAUCUCCAACCCUUCAUCAACUUCAACCACCUUUGAAGCUUGGGGGGACCUAAUGGAGGAUGAAGCAACUGACUCUUACUGGAGAGAUAUUAUAGACCAAGCAUCAUCACAGCCAUGGCCAAUUUCAUAGUUAGUAUCACAAGAGUGCAGAUUUGAACAUAUAAUCAAAGAGCUGAAAUUAAUAAUUACUAUUUGCGUAGACAAAAGACCCAGAUGUCCAGUUAAAUUUGUUUCUUUACAUAUAUUUACGAUUUGAAUAGAUAGAGAGAGGAAGUGUGCUAUUCUGUAAAGUACAGAGAUUAAUCAUGUAUGUUUCUCCUAAACAGUAUUUAACUGUCAUAUUAUUUUGGAUUUAUAUAAAUAUAUAUCAACAUUUUCA